Messenger RNA from Culex pipiens pallens (northern house mosquito), 1302 nucleotides. Its product is annotated as rubber oxygenase-like. Bases 117 to 1169 code for a protein of 350 amino acids. The transcript is spliced from 5 exons. NCBI's taxonomy places the organism in Eukaryota, Metazoa, Arthropoda, Insecta, Diptera, Culicidae. The record is from RefSeq and is a predicted model, not a curated record. Gene Ontology annotation, molecular function: oxidoreductase activity.
UAGUUGAGGCGUACCGAUCGCACGCUUCACAGAGAGAGAGAAAGUGUACCUCUCUGUGCGAUCAAUGAAAUUCCUCGUGAUCUUCGGCGAUCGUUUAUCAAGUGACCGUUCGUGAAAUGGGUGGUGACGAGAAGCAGUCAAAAACGGACGACGAUGGGUCGGACUUUCUGCGCAACCUGCUCAAGUGUGGCUCUUCAAUGCCCGUGGACAGCGAUGUUGACGCGUACGAGCUGCAACUCCCCGAGUGGUACGACGAUGGCAAGUUCAAACGGGCACAGCAGUUCUUCAAGCGGAACCUCUUUGCGAUGUACGUGGCCAUGUUGUGUGGACUGUUGGUGAUCUUGGCCGUGCCCAGCAUCUUGAACGUGCUCAUCUACACGAAGCAGUCCUCGACGGCUAUGACGGCCUAUCGAAGAUAUGUGGCGACGAUCAUGCACACCCUUAACUGGUACUACGAAGAUCUAACGCCAGGAUCAACGUCGUGGAAGUCGAUAGCCUACGUCAGAAGGACGCAUGCGGCGACCAGCAAACGUAGCAGUUCCAAACUUUCCGGGAGAAUAAUCGCUCAAAAAGAUAUGGCAGUGACGCAGUUUGGUUUCGUUGGCUACGUCGUUCUGGGAUAUAAAAAGCUUGGAAUACAAUACAACGUUGAAGACAUGGAGGCGAUGGUUCAUUUCUGGCGCGUGAUUGGCUACAUGAUCGGAAUACAAGAUCAAUACAACAUCUGCACCGACAGUCUGACGACCACCGAGCAACGGAUGCGCCAAAUCCAGGACCACAUUCUGCGGCCAGCCCUGGAGGAACGAACGGAAGACUUUGAAGAGAUGGGAAAGGCCCUGAUAACCGGAAUGUGGAGCUUCAAUCCGUUUCUCAAUUACGACGCGUUCCUGUUUCUGACCGCCCGGUUGACCGGAGUCCCCGGGUACCAUUACUGGACCGAAGAACACCCGUCGGUUGGCUGUGAAACAAAGUAUCAAAAGUUCAGUCGGUACACCCGAUUUGUGCUUUACUUUUUGAUAUUGAUUCACGAAAUCGGACUCAAGUAUACGAUAGUUCGGUUGUACUUAAACAGUCAGAUGGUAUUGUCGAGGUUCCUCAUUACGUACUUUCCAUUCUUGGCCAUUCCAAAGUUUGGCUUUAGGAACUCAUACGUUCGGAUAUUAAAAUGAUUUCAUAGUCAAACAAUGUGCUUAGUAUAAUAUAUAAUUUAGAUGAAUUCAAACACAAUUCACACGUUACCUUGUUGUUUCACCGCCAAAUAAAGAUUGAACAAAUUGUACAACGCUUGUAUGUAACCUGCCU